GAUAUUUUCUUUCUCUUCUAGCCGCUCCUCCUAGUUUUGGGUCACCUGCAGAUUUGAUAAUCAUACUGCUGCAGCACUGCUGAUUGGAUAAGGUAACAACUGGCCUGCUGCCCCACACGUGAGAAAGACAGGGCUCCCACUCCGCUAUCUUCAUUGGCAAGUAAAAGGUUGAAAAACUUGGAUAGCUUUGGUAGCACCAUAUCCUGGCUAAAGAAAGUUGAGUCCUAGGCUUCUCGUCCACCUCCUUAUAGAUUCCAGUCAGUUAAUUCUGAAGCUGUUGGGGUUCACUUUGUUUCUCUUCUCAGCCUCAGUUCCCAAAUUCUGCCCUCCUUUUUAAGAAGCCAGGGCGGGGCAGCAGCCAAUAUGACUACCAGCCAGAAGCAUCGGAACUUUGUGGCUGAGCCCAUGGGCGACAAGCCUGUUGGCACUUUAGCUGGCAUCGGAGAUGUGCUUGGCAAGAAGCUGGAAGACAAAGGUUUUGACAAGGCUUAUGUAGUGCUUGGACAGUUCUUAGUGCUGAAGAAGGACGAAGACCUCUUCCGUGAAUGGCUGAAGGACACAUGUGGAGCAAACGCAAAACAAUCCAGAGACUGUUAUGGCUGUCUGCGGGAAUGGUGCGAUGCCUUCUUGUGAAUGUUGUGUGUCAAAGCUUGGUGGGUGCUGUGAGGGCUUUUGUAGGUAGCUAGCGACUGAACCGUCCCUAAUCCUCAGCAUAGACUCCUUAUAGCCUUUCCAGCAUGUACAAGGGUUCUUCUGGGAUUUCACUCUGAAAAUCAGAAAAAUAAAUGCUCCUUUUUAAUGUCACUCAACUUCUGUUCCUCCAAAGAAGUUGAGAAAGGGGCCACGUUCCAGUUUGGACCCCUUACAGGUGUUUUCCUCUUCGUAGCUUUCUCUGUUGAGCUAUCCCUUAGUACUUCCCUGUUGAAUUCUCGGCUCCCUGGGCUUGUGGUUUAACUACUGGUUCCAAAAGCAAGAUUUGUAUUAAUAUUGGCGGGGAUGUUCUUUCUCUUCUUGAACCUCCACGUAGCUUUUAUGCCACCUAGUUGAAGGUCAGGAACCAAAAUAAUGCAGUGUUUUUAAAUCAAUAAAAAUCAGCGGUGUUUAAUAUUCA
This is a messenger RNA of Python bivittatus (Burmese python), 1111 nucleotides long. Lineage: Eukaryota; Metazoa; Chordata; Lepidosauria; Squamata; Pythonidae. The record is from RefSeq and is a predicted model, not a curated record.